Messenger RNA from Melampsora larici-populina 98AG31, 1824 nucleotides. RefSeq lists its product as uncharacterized. The record is from RefSeq and is a predicted model, not a curated record. The transcript has 5 exons. Bases 1 to 1824 code for a protein of 607 amino acids. Lineage: Eukaryota; Fungi; Basidiomycota; Pucciniomycetes; Pucciniales; Melampsoraceae.
AUGGUCAACAAUCCGUACAUAGGAAUCAAAUACCAGCGACUUCCUUCGCAUCCGACCUUACCCCUACCUGACAAAGGAUCACCAAUGGGACUUGCUUGUCCCGAGUGCCCCAACACAGUCAACGUAUCCCUGGUUUACAGCCGGGUGGAAGAUCUUACAAAGGACACCGUCACUGUAAACUGUCCCUCAGCGAAGCAUUACAUCCGAACGUUCAAACUCAAUCAGCUCUUACACGAAAUCGCAUGCAUCAACGCCGGAGCGAAGUAUCCAAUUCCUUUUGAUCCCUCUGCGCAUGGUCCGCCGGUUAACGUCAAAGGAAUGCAAAUACCAGCGAGAAUCAGCCCCAAGAAGACCGCCAAUCCAUCAAGUUCCAACCGAACCGCUUUUUCUGUUGACUGUGCCCGGCACAACGUGGGCCCCACUGCCAAGGGUCACAAAAAGAUGGGUCAUGCCGGAUGCACCUCCGUCUUUUGCCAAUCGGUAAUUAUCAGUUAUCACCACAGGCAGCAAAGAAAAAGAACUGACCAUGAUUAUGCCUUCGCCUGCCAGUGUUGUCGGGCAUUCACCGCCCCAGGGGGUUGCUACGUUCACCGCACAACAGAGCCGCCACCAACUCACGUUAAUACAGAUCCCUUAAACACUGGGCCUCGACCUGCCCCGCCUGCGAAUCCACCUGCAGCCAAACGCGCCAAAAUCCUCCCAGCUCAGUGUGCCCAGAGUGUUCGCCGAGUUGGAAGGAUUCUUACGCCAGAUGGUCAAUUGGUGUUGGCAGCCGCCCGACAGGAGAAAUCACCUGCGAUCACGCCCUCCAAGCCAUCCAUGAUCACUUUCGACCAUUCGAAGGUCAUCAGCCUGCACCUUGUCUGUGUAGGUUCGCAAUUGCCGGUGAUCUCCCACUUUUUCAAGGACUGGCCGGUCGCUGUCUUGAACAACAGUUCGAGCCUCAUUCGUGAGGCGCAAGCUGCGGCUGGGGCGCAAUGGGACGAGCACCUAGUGGUUUGGGAUGAGGAAGUCAGAAACUGGCGAGAGAUUGGGGUCGCUCUGCCCCAUUCUUACACUCCCGCGACCAAAAAUCUGAUCAUCUGCCUACCUCACCAGCGUUCCACUCUCCAAGUUGAGCUCCAAGAUAUCCUCGAAACCCUGGGCAUGGGCAAACCACUCGUGCGAAAUCGAUCAACCGAUUUGGGUCCCACUGCAAUUCAAAUGACCCUCCCGAAACCAUCGAGUUCCCAAGAUCAUCCAGUUGGCUCUAACAAAGAACGCAUUACCAUUAGCCUCUUGGACUCCGACUCCGAAACGGACCUCCCUGAAAUAUCGCAAAGUACUUCCCAGUCCACCGCGAGCCAACCACAGAUGCCUGCUCCGUCUACGCCAGAGUCCCUUCCUGUAGAGGACCAGAGGUUACUACAACGCGAACCGUCACCGAAGGAGCUCCAGCUAUCUACAGUUCCCUCAGCUGCGGACGAUGUCAUCAAACGAGACUGGCCUGGCAAAGACGUUCUAAUUUCCUCGCUCCUCGCUUGGUACGACUCAGCCGGUUGUCCACCGCGUCGUACUGCUAGGAUGAGGCUGUGGAAAUCUCGUUACGGAAACCUAUAUACCCUGGCACCUGCAAUGGUCUACCGUUACGCGGAAUGGAUCGAUUUGGUUGGAUAUCAACGUAUGUAUCAAUGGUGGCUUGAAUGGCCAGGCCUUGGCGAAUCAAGCAAAGAAAACCUUACCGUGGCACAAACUCGACCUCACUUUCAGAAAGAAUUCAACGCGGCUUGCGGUUACAAGAAGGAGGCUGAGGUUGACGUACCUUCGAAAGACAACGCACAAUAG